Rotaria sp. Silwood2 is the source of this 969-nucleotide messenger RNA. NCBI's taxonomy places the organism in Eukaryota, Metazoa, Rotifera, Eurotatoria, Philodinida, Philodinidae. The record is from the annotation of a GenBank genome assembly.
AUGCCUCGAUCGAGCAGUCAGACAAAACCAUUAGUAGCAAAAAAUUAUUGUAAUCGUCGUACAGCUCGUUAUGCUAUUAUGAUUAUUCUUAUUCUUUCAAUAUUUAUUAACUUUCCAUUAUUUCUCUAUACAAGUAUAAAUGUUUAUUGUACAAAUAAUGGUAAAAUAAAAUAUUAUGGUCUUGAAUUAUCAUCAAUAUUACAUACAAGAUUUUUUUCACGUUUAUUUUAUCCAACAAUGGUUAUUAUAUCUUUACUUAUUCCAUGGUUAAUAUGUUUUCUUAUAUGGUUAUUUUUAAUUCGUGCAUUACAUACAGCACAAAUACAAUUAACAACAAAAACAAUGAAUACAACAUUUACAAAUGAUCGUAAACAAGAUACAUAUUUUCGUAUAACAUUAAUGAUUGUUUGUGUUUUAUCUGUUUAUAUGGUAUGUCGUAGUGUACAUUUAUUUGAAGUUAUACAUUUAUUAAUAACACAAUUAUUUAAUUUUCAACAACAAAUUUAUUUUGAACAAAUACGUAUAAAAUUAUUUUGUAUAUCAAAUAUAAUGUUAACUAUAAAUCAUGGUGCAAAUUUUUAUAUUUAUUCAAUAAAUCCAAAAUUUCGUUUAACACUUAAAUUAUAUUUAACAUAUUAUUUUCGUCGUUGUCGAAUAAAACGUCGACGAGCAUUUACAUUAUUUCAUUUAAGAAGAAAAAAUACAAAUGAUAGUUUAGAUGGUUUAAGUGUACUGAAUGACUUUCAUCGUUCAUUGAUGUUAACAUCAGCAAAUGGAAUGACACCUAGAAAUGACAAUAAUCGUAAUAAUAAUAAUGAACUUCUUUGUCUAAAAAGUAUGCGAAAACCACAGAAAUAUCUUAAUCAAUUUGUUGAUCCAAAUUCCAAUAAUGAAAAUUCAGAAAGAAGUUAUGUUUGGAGAGAAAUUGAACAAAAAUUAAAACAUUCUCAUCGAUAUUAUUAUCAAUGA